This is a messenger RNA of Episyrphus balteatus (marmalade hoverfly), 1781 nucleotides long. RefSeq names its product juvenile hormone esterase-like. NCBI's taxonomy places the organism in Eukaryota, Metazoa, Arthropoda, Insecta, Diptera, Syrphidae. The record is from RefSeq and is a predicted model, not a curated record. The transcript has 5 exons. Bases 92 to 1714 code for a protein of 540 amino acids.
CAAAUGUCCUUGUUUAUUAAGGAUUAAUUACACUGAUCAACAAUAUUUAACUUUUGUUUUGAAAAAAGAACUAAAAUCUACUUGUUCCAAAAUGGUAUUUUCCAAAAAAGUCACUAUCAAACCUGGCACUGUGAUUGGCGGUGAAGAUAUUCUUCCAAAUGGCAAUCGAUAUCACUACUUUCAGGGAAUUCCGUUUGCAGUUCCUCCACUUGGAGAAUUAAGAUUCAAAGCUCCCGUGCCGCUUGAAAAGUUUUCCGUCCCAGAGCUUGAAUGCGUUGCGGAAGGUCCAGUCUCCAUCCAGCGGAGCUUAGAUCCAGCCUUACCAUUUAUCGGAUCUGAAGAUUGUCUUUAUCUAAAUGUAUUCACACCUGAAACGAAAUCAAACAAACCUUUACCAGUGAUGUUAUUCAUUCAUGGUGGUGGAUUUGUCGGGGGCAAUGGCAAUUCCGAUAAACAUAAUCCACUUUACUUAUUACAAGAAGAUGUAGUUGUAGUCACAUUCAACUAUCGGCUAGGAGUCCUUGGAUAUCUAUCUCUUCCUGAAGUGGGAAUACCUGGCAGUGCCGGUAUGAAAGAUCAGGUUCUUGCCAUGAAAUGGGUGAAAGAAAACAUUUCCCAGUUUAACGGUGAUCCAACAAAUGUUACACUUUUUGGCCAUAGCACUGGUUCAGCAUGUGUUCAUAUGCAUUUGCUAUCUAAGAAUUCGAGAAAGUUCUUUAACAGAGUUAUAAUGCAAAGUGGAGUAUCGAUUAUGACUGCAAUGACGGAUUCAGAUGGACCUGGAAAAGCUAGACAUCUAGCUAAACUAGUUGGUUGUAAUUCAGAUGAUCCAAAUGAAAUUUUAAAGUUUCUACAAAACUACAACAAUUUUGAGGAUUUCAUUAAGCCAUUGAUACCGAAAGGUACUCAAUUUGUAGAUGCUCCAAUUCCAUCAAGACCAGUUAUAGAAGAAGAAAGUCCAGAAGCUGUGUUAACAAAAAAUAUUCUGGAGGUUAUGAGUGAUCCAAAUUCAGGAAUUAAUCAUCCUGUUCUAAUGGGUUAUACUGAUGCAGAAGGAAUGGCAAGGAUUUCACAAUGUGGUGAAAAUUUAAAAGAUUUUCACAAUGAUUUCUGUCAAUUUAUCCCUCCGGAGUCAAAUUUACCAUUGGAUGACCCAAAGGCUAUCGAAUUGGCUAAUUCAAUAAAAGAAUUUUACUUUAAAGGCAACAAAAUUGACGAUAGUAUGACAUAUCCAUUGAUUGAUUUGUUUAGUGAUAGUUUAUUUACUUCAUAUAUUCGACAAACUGCAGAAUUUCAUACCAGAUUUCUACAUGAGUCUCCAUUGUAUUUUUACCGAUUUGAUUUCGAUGGGCAACUGAAUUUGUAUAAGAAUAAAUACAAUGUUGAACAUUUGAAAGGUGCUUCUCAUGUUGAUGAUCUUUGUCAUGUUUUCCAAAUGAAAUUUAGUCCACCAAAACCAUGGGAGGAAGAAGCUCAAAAAAUGGUUGUGACUUUGUGCAAAUUGUGGACAAAUUUUGCAAAGUAUAAUAAUCCAACUCCAACAAUAGAUCAACAAUUUGGUGGUUGUAUUUGGGAACCUGUGCCGAAAUGUGACAGUUGGGAAAACAUGACCAUCAAAACUUUUAUCAUUGAUAAGGAAAUAAGGAUGAUGGACAAUCCUGAUGAAGAACGAAUGACAUUUUGGAGGAACCUCAAAAACUGGAAUAAAUUUUAAUAAUAUUUAUACAUUUUUUAACAUCGCUGUUUUUAUGUGAAAUCUAUUAUAUAUAAUUAAAGUUAAA